AAAUACGUCAGACAUAAAGCGGAAGUGAAGUGCAGUGUUCGGUUUGUGUAGUGGAGGUUUUCUGUUAAAUUACGUGGUGAAAAUGCCAGAGUUAGCGGUGGAAAAUGUGGUUGUACACCCGCUUGUGCUGCUCAGCGUGGUUGAUCAUUUUAACAGGAUAGGAAAAGUUGGAAAUCAGAAACGAGUGGUUGGUGUCCUUCUCGGGUCUUGGCAGAAAAAGGUUCUCGAUGUUUCAAACAGUUUUGCAGUGCCAUUCGAUGAGGAUGACAAAGAUGACUCUGUGUGGUUCCUGGAUCAUGACUAUUUGGAGAACAUGUAUGGCAUGUUUAAGAAAGUCAAUGCUAGAGAAAGAAUAGUGGGCUGGUACCACACAGGACCCAAGCUUCACAAGAAUGACAUUGCCAUCAAUGAGCUCAUCAAGCGCUACUGUAACAACUCGGUGUUGGUUAUUAUAGACGUGAAGCCCAAAGAUCUCGGUUUACCUACAGAGGCAUACAUCUCCGUGGAAGAAAUACACGAUGAUGGAACUCCAACAUCCAAGACCUUUGAGCACGUCACCAGUGAGAUUGGAGCUGAAGAAGCAGAGGAGGUUGGAGUAGAGCACCUGCUCAGAGACAUUAAGGAUACCACUGUUGGCACACUGUCGCAGCGCAUCACAAACCAGGUUCAUGGCCUAAAGGGCCUGAACUCAAAGUUGCUGGAUAUUCGCUCGUACCUGGAGAGGGUGGCAGCAGGCAAACUCCCCAUCAACCACCAGAUCAUCUAUCAGCUGCAGGAUGUGUUCAACCUGCUGCCGGAUGUAAAUCUGCUGGAGUUCACCAAAGCCUUCUAUUUGAAGACGAAUGACCAAAUGCUGGUGGUGUACCUGGCCUCGCUCAUUCGCUCCGUGGUGGCUCUGCACAAUCUGAUCAACAACAAGAUUUCCAACCGAGACGCAGAAAAGAAGGAAGGACAAGAGAAGGACGACGGCAAAAAAGAGAAGAAGGAUGAGAAAGAAAAGAAAGACGAGAAAGACAAAGCCGACGGCGCCAAAAAAGACGAGAAGAAGAAGAAGUGAGAUCUCCUCCUCCUCUGUGGUCCUUUCUCAGAUUGUACCAUCUCCAUCUGGAUGGUGCUCCACUUUCUGUCCACAGAAUGUGGGUCUCUGUCUAUAAGUAGACCUGCAUUCAGGGAGUUGAUAUUUGAGAUUGGACCACAUGGUAACUGAUGGCCCUCGUGGACUGUUAUCUCAUAGAGAGAAUGAUGGCUGUUCUCGAGUAUUCUGGACUGUGGGAACAUGUUUUUGCUGUUUUUCAUAGUUGCCAUGCUCCUGGUGUUACCAGACACCCUGAUGCUCUUUUUUUGUAAAAUGGGAGUAAAAUGUUUCCGUAUUACUCAUUAAACUAUGAUCACAUUAAAAAGCUGGUUUGUUUUUGCAGUUUC
Messenger RNA from Oryzias melastigma (Indian medaka), 1422 nucleotides. RefSeq names its product proteasome 26S subunit, non-ATPase 7 (gene psmd7). Bases 83 to 1057 code for a protein of 324 amino acids. NCBI's taxonomy places the organism in Eukaryota, Metazoa, Chordata, Actinopteri, Beloniformes, Adrianichthyidae. Gene Ontology annotation, molecular function: protein binding; metallopeptidase activity. Gene Ontology annotation, cellular component: proteasome complex; proteasome regulatory particle. The record is from RefSeq and is a predicted model, not a curated record. The transcript has 8 exons. Gene Ontology annotation, biological process: proteasome-mediated ubiquitin-dependent protein catabolic process.